CUUGAUAAUGUCUUCAUCGUUACCUAAUUCAUAAAACAAAUUAUAAAAAUAAUCACAUUCACAAUUCUGUGUAUUAUUGCUCACUUACGUUCGAUAAUAGAACAAGGGGUGACAAGAGGAGAAUGGAAUGUAUCCGACCGAGGCUACCCGACGUCCCCCGAAAUAUUUUCGUUUGGCGCUAUAAACCCAUGUACUGAUCUAGCCUCCUCAUUUACCAGUCGCCAGCUUGAGUUUGUUUCGAGAAAGGGAGGGAGCAGAUUGUAGUUAGUCGAUGAACCAAUUUCUUAUUGGGUGUUUCCUGUGAAAGUUUUAUGUCAAGCGAAUUGUCCAAACUUGAAAAUGGCUUCAGUAGAAAAUGUUUGUAGGUUGUGCCUAUCCAAUGAAAACCUAGUCUCGGUUUUCGACAAGAGGUUUAAUAGUGUGAACGAUAUAAAAAAUGUGAUACUCAUUACAACAGGAGUUGAGAUUUACGAAAAGGACGUAAUAUCCCAGAAAAUAUGUAAAAAAUGCUGCCAUAUUUCCAUUAAGAUGUUUCAAUUCCGGAAUGCGUCUCAAGAAAAUGAUCGAUAUCUUAAGGCAAAAUACAAGGAAAAGCUUGAUGCGUCAAAUGUAGAAUAUAAGAUUCCGAACACUUGCAUUACGAUAAAAACACAAAAAAAAGUAGAACCUAAGAUCAAAACUGAAGCAGUCGAAAAGCCAAAUUAUAAAAUUCAUCCAAGUGUAGCAGCUUUAUAUACAGUAUACCCCGGAUUGAAACUACCUACGAUUUGUUUUAAAUGUAAUAUUGAACCUACCGUCUCAAUGGAAAUGAACGCAGUGGAAGAUUAUUUGAAAAAACAGAAGGGUCAACAAACCUACACAGGAACUAAGCAUGAGAAGAAAACUGCUAAGAAGAGUACAUCAGCGUCUACCAAAAUAACUAGUACCUCUUCCAUUGACACACCAACCACUGAUCCUUUAGAUAUAUUUCCCCUUCCUCUUGUAAAAACAAAAACCAAUGAAAAAAGUGAUAUCUCAAUCGAAGAUAAAGUUCAAAAACAAUGCGAGUAUUCAAUAGUCAGUGUAUCAGGAAUAGUAAAUAAUGAAAAAUCUUCGUCCGAUAGUGAAAUGAGUGAAGCUGAAAAAGUUACCAUAAAAUUAAAGAGGAGAAGGCUUACUGACAGUGACUUUUCUUCAGAUCCUGAGACGAAAGAUUCUUCCUCAUCAGAACCACAACCUAAGAAGAAACCAGUUGGUGGGGCUUCAGAUGAAUUGUGUCUAGACAAGUCCGAACGUUUAUUUAUAUGCAGUAUUUGUAAUUCAGUCCAUAAUAGGGUUAGAGAAUUGAAACGGCAUCGACUCAAACAUAUGCGAUGUCAGUUUUGCAAAUCGAACUUCAAAACAAUAAGUGCAAAGAUUUCUCAUGUAGCUCAUGCAUGUCGAAUCAAAAAUAUGAUGAACCCUUUACCAACGGUUAAAUUAGAUAGAAUUGAGUUGGAUCAAAGAAUCAGAAGCAAGUAUCCAGAUGCCUUCAAAGACUUUAUUUCCUCUCCAGGCCUUCAAUUAGAGCCUAGUGCACCAGAAGAUACCACCAAAUGUAGAGUGGAUGAUGUUGUCACCAAAGAAGUUACAGAAGUAUUGUUGGACGAGAAAAGCACCUAUUCACCUUGUAAAAAUGAUACAUCUACAGAUUUCCAAGAAGCGAAAACUAUACCAAACGUUAUAGAAACAACUGCAACCAGUGAAUCAUUAUCGACAAAAUCAACAGCUGACGGAGUAUCAAUGGUUACAACUCCUCCCGUUGUUCCUACGAAGACUGAAGAAAAUGAUAUUCAACUUUCUGUUUCGAUAGUGAAACCGGAUAUUAGAAUUAAAAAUACUAACGUUUUGGAUAUUUUUGAUCCAAAACUUCCAGUUACCACACUCAUUAAGGAACUUCUGAUUGGGUUCUCAGCAUUUGAGUUCGAGAAAGAGGAAUAUUGCCAGACAGAGUUACCUUCAAACAAAUCGAUAUGUGUCAAUGAAAACAAUCAAUCAACUGAGUUGAAAAAUUUGAAAUCCUCCUUAUUGGUAUAUAAAAUACCUAUUAAGAUUAAGAAAGGGCCUUUCCAAAUUGAUUAUGAUCACAGUACUAAUAAUUCACAUGCACAUUCGCCAAAGAAGCUUUGUCUUUGGAAUGACUUGACUCCCAUAGAUGUAAAAGUGGGAUCUAAUAUCAAUCACUGUAGGACUUCUGCUUCGCCGAAUAUCACUACUCCUGGGACUGCACCUUCAGUCAAUUCUCUGCUCACCACACAACCUAAUCAAGGGGUAUCCCAAAAUGGAUACAAAUCUUCCAUCAUUGCACUCUCUGGGAUGGUUAAUCAACUUGCUUCUCAUAGUACCACUUCAGAAACUCCUCUACCAAACUUGGCAGUGUAUCCACAGACCACAGCCUUAAACACUUUCAAUACCCCAGUGAUAUCUUAUUAUUGUGUUCCUAGUAAUGGUGUAGCUGGUACAUCUUUGACGUACGCAGAUCCAAGAAUAGAUCCUUUCCAACCUAGUAUUCCUGCUCCCGUUGUACAGGGUCUCACUUUCAGAAAACCAAGAGUGAAUAUUGAACGGAAUACAGGACGCACACACAAUCUAAGUAGAAAUACUACAACUGUUCCAGAUCUUAUUUCCAAGAAACCAUGUAUAACUACAGAACAAAAUGCAGGACCUGUUAUUUAUCUGAGUGGUGAUUCUGUUCCCAGUGUUACUUUCAGCAAAUCAGGAAAUAAUAUGGAACAAUAUACUAUACCCCUACUGAGUAGUUUACCAACCCAUAAUACGAGUAGUCCUAAUGUCAAUCCAUUCAGUAUUUCAAAUGUGCCAGUUCACAGGAAAAGUCCUCUGGUCAAUCAAAAUUCGACAGAUAUUACUUCUCGUGUAAGUUCUCAGAGUGUUCCAGUUAUUCAAAAUAAUGUGUCUGAGUCACCUUCUCAUCCCUUGCCUGCUACAACUUCAUCCGAUUCCAACAAAACUGGACCAGUUUUUGGUACUAUCAGAGUUAAAAGUGUGUGGGAACUCAAGUGAUAUAUAUUUUAAUUUUUUUAUAAUUCCGUUUUACAUAACCUAGUAUUUGUGAUAAUAAAAAUAAACGUUUAUUUUGCCCAUUA
Molecule: messenger RNA, 3122 nt
Organism: Leptinotarsa decemlineata (Colorado potato beetle)
Lineage: Eukaryota; Metazoa; Arthropoda; Insecta; Coleoptera; Chrysomelidae
Cellular component (GO): nucleus
Molecular function (GO): zinc ion binding
Source: RefSeq, a predicted model, not a curated record